UUUCAUCAAAACGUGAGUGUGAGUUCAAAGACCAAAACCGUAGGAAAAUACACAAUAAUAAUAAUUGUCAGUCAGUAGGUGUAGGUACAAACUACAAAAUGUUUUGGAAAAAAAUAAAAACAAUUUUAACAUUUUAAUCAUAGUUUUUUUUUUAUUUUUACUGUACAAUUUGUUUUUCUGUUAUUCUCUUAUCCAAUCGAACACAGUGCAAAAGAGCAUCUGUGAAUAUUCUGUGGCAGGUGCUGUAGUGCCCUUUUGUUUCCAUUCAUUUAUCUUUCAAGACACCUGUUGCAGUAAAAAAAAAGUAAGUAGUUUUGUUAAUACUUACUUUACACCCGAGUACAUAUUACCCUUUUUUUCCCCUCAAAGAUGGCUCGCCGAGAGUUGAGAUUAUUGCUGGUCAAAUGUGAUGCACUCAUUCCGAAAAGUUCCAAAUUCGAUCAAUUUUGGUCAACUGUCAAAUCAAAGACUCGUAGUUUGUCUGGCGAAUCAAACAAACUAUCAAAACUGAUUGACGGUUCGUUAAAUAUACGUAUAAAACAAGAACACGUCGAUGAAGAAUACAACAUCACAAGAUACACAUCCGCGAGUGUAAUGUUGCCAAAAGAAAUGACGACUAUCGAGAUAAAGAUCGAAAAAGACGUUUUGAACGGCUGCAUUUUCGAAAGUCAAAUACAGGUCGACAAACAAGACCUGAGGAAAUCGUUUGUUUGCUCCGUGUGCGGCAAGAUAUUCUAUCACGGACACAAUUACCGAGUGCACAUGAAAAUGCACUACGGAAUAAGAUCGCACCAGUGCGACCAGUGCGACAGGAAGUUCGCUCAGUCCGGUCAUCUGACCAUACACAAACGGAUAUCGCACACCAAUAUACGGCCGUUCAAGUGCGACCUGUGCGACAAGGCGUUUGCCGUGAAACAGUAUCUGAUCACUCACAGGAGAACGCACACCAACGAGCGGCCGUUCAAGUGUCCGCUGUGCCCGAAGCGUUUUACGCAAAAAAAUCACAUGGCCACGCACAAGCGCAGGCACACCAACGAGAGGCGCUACGAAUGCGACGUCUGUCAGAAAACGUUUGUCACGAAAGAGACAAUGGUGACCCAUUCGAGAAUCCACUGCAACAUCAGACCGUACCAGUGUAAAUAUUGUAAUAAAUCAUUUCAUCAGCCCAGUCCGCUCGUGUCGCACACCAGAACCCACACGGGCGUGAGACCGUACAAAUGCACCGUGUGUUCGAAAGCCUAUUGCACCAAGCCGGCGUUGACGGCUCACCUGACCGUUCACGCGGCGAUCAAGCCGUUCCCGUGUAACGCGUGCGACGUCCGAUUUUCUCACAAAUCCACGUUGAGGACGCACAAACGAAACGUGCACGACAUAAGCUGUUGACGAGCGCAUCCGAACUCUCUUGGCCGAUUGGAAACUGUUAAUCGCUUUCCGCGACGGCUAUACCGACUAAACAUAAUAUAUUGAACGUACAUACGAUCGUUGAAGGCCAGUGGUAGUAGUUUUACCAUGUUCAAAUUUUUUUAUUUUUCAAUCAACGAUAAUUUUCCUGCAAUAAAUAUGUUUUUGUUUUAAAAUAACAAAAAACGGUAGCAUAGAAAAAUAGAAGCCAUUUUGGGGGGGGGGGCUUUGGUGUACUCAGCACCCCCGUAAUUGUUUAAGUUGCACGGCUGAGGGAAUUUCUAAAUAUUUUUAGUGUUAAAGCAGCGCCCUUGCUGUGAAAACGAUAACGUCCUUAAAUUUAUUUAGAUAUUCUCCUAUGUAUUUGAUAUACAUAAUGUUAGUUGUAUGUAUUUUUUUAAAUUAAAUAACGGGUACAUUAAAUUUAUUUAUAUUUUUAUAUAUAUAUAUUAUUUUUAUAAUAAAUACAAUUUUAUUUUUUUAUAUA
Adelges cooleyi (spruce gall adelgid) is the source of this 1888-nucleotide messenger RNA. RefSeq names its product zinc finger protein 32-like. The record is from RefSeq and is a predicted model, not a curated record. The transcript is spliced from 4 exons. NCBI's taxonomy places the organism in Eukaryota, Metazoa, Arthropoda, Insecta, Hemiptera, Adelgidae. Bases 370 to 1383 code for a protein of 337 amino acids.